AUGCUGGGUCGUCAAGUGCUGGCCCUGAUCCUGUCCUCGUGGUCGAUUGUCACCGCUUCCCUGGCAUCGCAAUUCCACCCGCACCCCAAACCGCAGAAUCUCAGGCGACAAUACUUUCCCACCCAUGCUUCCGAUUUCCAGACAUUCACGACCCCGACGAAUGUAACCAUUCGAUACAAGGAGCCGGGGAAAAGUGGUGUUUGUGAGACGACAGAAGGCGUUGCGAGCUACUCCGGCUACAUUGACAUUGCACCCAACGUGCACGCCUUCUUUUGGUUCUUCGCAUCCCGGAGAGAUCCUGCCAACGAUGACUUGACAUUGUGGCUGAAUGGAGGUCCGGGAGCUGACUCUUUGGUGGGACUGUUCCAGGAGAUGGGGCCAUGCACCAUCACCGAAAAUUUGACCAGCGUUCUCAAUCCAUACAGUUGGAACGAAGUGUCAAACCUGCUGUUCCUCAGCCAGCCAGUUGGCGUCGGCUUCUCCUACCAGGCCGACGACCACAGUACCGAGCUCGGGAGUGACCAUAACUCUACUACGACCACCUAUCCAUUGUCCGACCCAAUUCGAGAAGGGGACAUCAAUACCACUGACAUUGCCGCUGUUGCUGCAUGGCAUAUUCUGCAGGGUUUCCUGUCAGCUCUGCCAUACUUUCCAGACGUCAAAUCUGCCAAGCCCAAGAACUUCAACCUCUGGACCGAGUCUUACGGUGGGCACUACGGACCUUCAUUCUUCAAGUACUUCUAUGACCAAAACGAGAGAAUUGUAAAUGGCAGCAUCUCGGGAUAUCCCCUGACUUUCAACUCUCUUGGAUUGAUCAAUGCCAUCAUCAGUGAGGCCAUUCAAGCGGAACAUUAUCCCGAGUUCGCAGUCAACAACACCUACGGGAUCGUGGCGUACAACGAUACCGUCUACAGCUAUGCCAAAUUUGCCCUCAAUAUGAUCAAUGGAUGCAAGGAUCGACUUGUAAGGUGCGCAGCUGCUGCUCGAGACACUCCUGGAGGCCUCGUCAAUGGCAAGAUCACAACCUCUGCAUCAUCUCAGAUUACCGUGGUUGAUAAGUGCAAUGAAGCUACCGCAAUGUGUUACGACAAUGUGAAAGGAGUCUAUGAUGCCUACAGUGGACGUCAAAGAUUCGACAUUCGUCUGCCUCGCGACGAUCCUACGCCGCCCACUUACUUUGAGGACUACCUUGGCCUGCCUGAGAUCCAAGAGGCCAUUGGUGUUCGUCUCAAUUACUCCAGCAUCAACGAAGACGUAUAUUUCGAAUUCCGCCAAACGGGUGACUUUGCAUAUCCCAAUUUCCUUCGAGAUUUGGAGGAAAUCCUCGACAGCGGUGUGCGCGUGUCCUUGGUGUACGGCGACGCUGACUACGCUUGUAAUUGGUUCGGCGGCGAAGCAGUCAGCAAGCAGAUCAGUUACGCUCACACCGAGCAAUUCAAUGCUGCCGGAUAUGAGCCAUUCGUCUGGGCACCGGGCAACGUUCAAGCUGGCGAAGUUCGCGAAUACGGCAACUUCAGCUUCACCAGAAUCUACGAAGCUGGACAUCAAGUACCAUACUACCAGCCCGGUCCGUCGCUCGCCUACUUCGAGCGAGCGAUCAGUGGCCUCGCGAUGGCAGAUGGUAGGAAGCCCGUCACCGCAAAUUCGACGACUACAGGGCCUGCAAAUACCACGCACACGGCCGACCCAGCUCCCUACUCGUCCAUUGUCCCACCUACCGAGUCUGCAUCUCUGGCAGCGUAG
Messenger RNA from Sphaerulina musiva SO2202, 1743 nucleotides. RefSeq names its product carboxypeptidase S1. The record is from RefSeq and is a predicted model, not a curated record. The coding region runs from base 1 to 1743 and encodes 580 amino acids. Gene Ontology annotation, molecular function: serine-type carboxypeptidase activity. Gene Ontology annotation, biological process: proteolysis. The transcript is spliced from 4 exons. Gene Ontology annotation, cellular component: fungal-type vacuole. Lineage: Eukaryota; Fungi; Ascomycota; Dothideomycetes; Mycosphaerellales; Mycosphaerellaceae.